This is a messenger RNA of Baudoinia panamericana UAMH 10762, 794 nucleotides long. RefSeq lists its product as uncharacterized. NCBI's taxonomy places the organism in Eukaryota, Fungi, Ascomycota, Dothideomycetes, Mycosphaerellales, Teratosphaeriaceae. The transcript has a single exon. The record is from RefSeq and is a predicted model, not a curated record. Bases 176 to 736 code for a protein of 186 amino acids.
UCCUCGCUAGAUCGAUUCUACUUUUACAGUGCAAAAUAUGAACGGCCCUUCUCCUGCCGUACCUUCUCUUCGCUCGCUAGCGGACACUUCUCCGUGACCCAGCCGCCAGUGUCGCAGCGCGACUAAUGCAGUAGCGAGCCACACCAGCUCGAAUUCAAUCCGACGAACCCUCCCUAUGGCGAAUCGCUCUCAACCAUGGCUUCGAACGCCGCGCUCAGUCCCAAGCCGGAAACGCUGCGCCGCCAGCUCCCUAAACCGGCGGCGCCGUCGCCUCCAUUCCUCCUCGGGGCCGUCCACGCAACCCGCCGCCACGAGCUUCAUAUCCACCACGGCCUUCAUACCCACCACGACCCUCAAACCCACCUCUACCACCGCCGUACCCACGACCGCCACCUCCACCUCCCCUGCCAAAACCUCUGCCCCUACCACGACCCCUAAACCCACCCCUGUACCCUCCAUCAACGCUACCCUGGCCAAACGUUUCCAUAUUCCUCGUCCGCUCCUCGCGCCUCAUCGCCCGACCGUCGACCAUCUGGUCGCCCGAUGCCUGCUCGACGCGGUCCUUCAAAUCGCUGCUGAUAUUGUCGAAGAAGCUGCUCUUCCGAUCGUAGCUCUUCUCGCCUGUUUUAGGCGGGAUCACAACAUCAUCUUCCGCGGCACGAUUCGCAUGUCCGUUCGUUGCUGCCAUGGGAUCCGGUGUAGCGCCGUUCGUCGGACUCGUAACCGGCGAGCCUGACGCCAUUGCCUCUUUCAUAAGGUCGUCCUUGUUGAACUUCGCGUUUGCCGCGUCGAAG